Messenger RNA from Oncorhynchus masou masou (cherry salmon), 2171 nucleotides. Its product is annotated as ceramide kinase-like. Gene Ontology annotation, biological process: phosphorylation; ceramide metabolic process. Lineage: Eukaryota; Metazoa; Chordata; Actinopteri; Salmoniformes; Salmonidae. The record is from RefSeq and is a predicted model, not a curated record. The coding region runs from base 319 to 2046 and encodes 575 amino acids. The transcript is spliced from 13 exons. Gene Ontology annotation, molecular function: ceramide kinase activity.
AAAAUAUUUUUAGAGAUGAAGCCUAUCUGUCACUGACAAGCGCGUUAACCUAAAGACAGGGACUUUACAGAUACAAAAAAAGUUUCUCAUUAAUCUUAUCAGACCUUUAUGGUAUUUAAACAACACUUUGAGAUAUUGUUUUCAGAGUGGAGCUUGUAUCUGGAGGAUGUAUAAUUUUAAUAUGCGGUAAUAUUGAAUUAUUUGAAUCAUUUCUAAAAUAAAUUGUUCUUCGGUUGCCUACAUUCUUCUGUGAUAGUGAGAUAGAGAACUACAAUCCUGUCUAUCUAUACUAUAGACGUUUGUAGAGAUACAUAUAGUAUGGAUGUAGAUCUAGUACAGUUGGAGUCCAGUCUAUGGGUUGGUAAGAAACGUUACCGGGCAGCCCUUACCGAAUGGCACCUCAACUGGACUGAGCUCGAUAAGAAGAAGCGUGAUAAGACCGUUUCAGUACCAGUGUCGGAGAUUGUUGCUGUGGAGGAGGGGCAUGUGGAGGUUCUGCCCCAGAGGUCAGUUUCUGAAGACACAGACAGAGACUUCACAGUGUUCUAUGUGAAGCGUAGCAGCAACGGUAGUUCCUAUGGGUUGCUAUGGCGCCUGGGCAGGACCCAGUUCAGCUGUCCCAGCAGGGACCUCAGAGACCAGUGGAUGACCCAGCUGAGGAUUGCCCUCAAAACAUACAGCCCCUCUCGUCCUCACAGGUUGCUGGUGUUCAUCAACCCGUUCGGAGGAAAGAAGCAAGGGAGGGAGAUCUAUCACUCUCUAGUGGCCCCACUAUUUGAGCUGGCAGGGGUCAGCUCUCAUGUUGUAGUGACAGAGCGGGCCAACCAGGCGAGAGACCACAUACUGAAGAAAGACCUGACUGGUUUCGAUGGUGUGGUAUGUGUGGGCGGGGAUGGAAUGUUCAGUGAGCUGCUGCACGGUGUGAUUGGCCGAACACAGCAGGAGGCGGGGCUAUCGGAGCAUGACCCUUCCCUACAGUCAUGUGACCUUCACAUUGGCAUCAUUCCUGCAGGCUCCACAGACUGCGUGUGUUUUGCCACUGUGGGAGUCAAUGACCCAGUGACCUCUGCACUGCACAUUAUCAUUGGAGACUCUCAGCCUCUGGACGUGUGUUCUGUCCACCACCGCUCGUCUCUGGUGCGCUACUCUGUGUCUCUGGUAGGAUACGGGUUCUAUGGAGACGUGCUGGCUGAAAGUGAGAGACACCGCUGGAUGGGGCCUCUCCGAUAUGACUAUUCAGGUGCUAUGGUGUACCUGAGUAACAGGAGCUAUGCAGGUCUAGUUCAGUACCUACCAGCAGACCCCCAGCUCUCCAACCCCAGGGACAACACACGCUGCCUCUCUGGGUGCAGUGUGUGUUCUAAGAGCACAGAGAGACUGUUCCCCCACUCUCCAGAUGCUAGUUCCAACUACAUCUCCCACUUCAGUCAGUUCAGCAGCGACUCAGAGGAACUUCCUCUGCUCUCUCUGCCUCGUGCUGCAGGUGAUUGGGUGAGUGUGGAGGGCCGGUUCAAGGCUGUGUCCCUCACCUGUAUGUCCAGCUCCUGUCCUCGCAGUCCCCUGGGCCUGUCCCCCUCAGCACAUCUGGCCGAUGGGACAGGUGACCUCAUCAUUGUACGGGACACACACCCCCUAGGGUUCCUCACCUUCCUACACAGACACACCAGCACACAGGACCAGUUUGACCUGCCCUUCGUGGAUGUCCACCGCGUGAAGGCAGUACGCUUCUCUCUCCCACCCGGAGAAAAGGAGGCUGAAGAUGAAGAGAGGGAGAGUGGAGGGAUGGCGGAAGAGGGAGAGAGAACAAGCCGGAGCGGUUCCCAACAUCACCUGGUUGACAGAGGAGAGGAGCGAGGGAUGGAGAAUGACAGGAGGAAGAAAGACUUGUGUGGCCUGUGCUGCAGUAAGCCUCCUUCAGUGUCUGUGUGGAACUGUGACGGAGAAAUACUUCCUCACACUGAGAUCCUCUGCAGGGUUCAUGGUCAGCUGGUGCGUUUGUAUGCCCGGGGCAUGGAGGACGGAUCAGCCACGCCCACCAGGAAGUGAACUGUGUUAGGGUCCGUUCACACUACUGACUGAGGGAGGCCGUGGUAGGGUCCGUUCACACUACUGACUGAGGGAGGCCGUGGUAGGGUCCGUUCACACUACUGACUGAGGGAGGCCGUGGUAGG